AAUGUUUAGUUAUUAUUUGUUAAAUAAAAAACGUAAUAUUAAUAUUAUCUAAACAUUUAUAAAAAUAAAAUAAAAGAAUAAUAAAAACAGUCAGAAGGAAUAUGGCAAGAGAAUAGCUGGUGCCAAAAAUUUCAACCAAGUCUUGCAUGUGCAGAUUUCAAAGAGUGGUGAAGAUGAUGGACAUUUCAGACCUAAAGAUUCAAAUCAAGAUAAAAACUCAGUUUUUAUCUCCAAAUGUGAUUUAUGGGGCUCACCUUGUCUUCAAAUUUUGUGACCCAAGAAAAUUUUCAAGUAAUCUAAAAUACGUCAACCUCAAGUACAAACUGGGGGGUGAAAUCCUACAUGCAUAUUUUGCAACAUGCGGAGAUGACAUGUGGAUGAUGAUAGAAUUGUGCAGAUUCAUACCUCACAAGAAAGAUAUUGAUUUCGAGGUUCUACUUGAGAGCUUGUCAAGAUACUAUUGUGGAACUGGUGAAAUCUAUGUUGAAGGCAUUCAUUUUCAACCGAUCAAUAACACAACUUUGGAACCUGAACUAUAUGAGAAGCUAGAAGGAGUACAAGAAGUCCUGAAAUCAAACUUGGAUUAUGGGCAACAAGUACCGGUUGAUUAUGACGAAAUAAACCGACUAGACGAUGAUGAAAAGUUACUCUCGGUAAGCAAAGCGAACGAAAAGAACUGUCACAUGCUUCCAGCAAAGAUGGUUUUAUACGAGUCUUCAGAUGUCAAGUGUUUCAAUUGGAAAUCUCUUGCUGAGCCUGAAUCCAGAUUUCUAGAGGUGGCUGAGCUUAUAUCACACCAAGUAUUUCAAAUCAGAUGCAAGAUCGAAAUCCAAAACUUGUCGCCAGAUACAGAUUAUACAUGUCAUCUUGUAUUCAAGCUAUCACAAAAAUGCCAUGGUUUGCAUUGUCCGGUGAGGGUACGGGAUGUACUUAAUAGGAAAAAGAAAGAGUUCAUGUUUCUUUAUUUUAGAUCUCCAAGAUUAAUAAACUUACACGGUAACGAAAAGGUUCCUAAGCGUAGAGAAGACGGAUUGAUGGAAGUUAUUAUGUGGGAAUUCAACUCAGGUAACAAUGAUCAUGUUCCCAUGAGUUUGAAAUUGAGAUGCUAUGAAGGAACCAUGUCUGGUCUUAUUGUAUAUGGCGUUGAAUUUCGACCCAUAUGAUGUUUUACAAAAUAAAAAGAACUUUAAUCAUGUUAUUAUGUACCUAAUAUUCAUCUGUUAGCUUAAUUUGUAAGUUACAUUUCUCUACCUUGUUUCUUCGCUACUUUCAUGGUUUUAAUGUUUGCUACUGUUUGAUAUAUAUUGGGUUUAUUUA
This is a messenger RNA of Helianthus annuus (common sunflower), 1317 nucleotides long. Its product is annotated as F-box protein At2g02240-like. The transcript has 4 exons. Bases 147 to 1163 code for a protein of 338 amino acids. NCBI's taxonomy places the organism in Eukaryota, Viridiplantae, Streptophyta, Magnoliopsida, Asterales, Asteraceae. The record is from RefSeq and is a predicted model, not a curated record.